AACUUAGUGGAGCAUGGUAGUGAUAUUUUUCUAGAAUGGAUUAGUGCUGGCUGAAGAAUUGAAUUUAGUAUUUGAGAGUGGUGGUGUUCAAUCUCUAUGUCUGUGAAGAGGUAAAGUACUGCACCUCUCAAGCAUGUCUGUCUGGUCUAAGCUCAGUAACAAGCUGCCAGAGCACAAGUGCAGAUGAUGAGUCUAACCAGCAUUAAGAGGUAGAACUUUCAUGUGUACACAAAUCGUGAUCUGUUUUUAUUGGUUGGUUGUACUAACUGCUCUUACAGUUUGAGUUGUAUUUCAUGAGGAUGUCUCAAGUUCUUGUUUACAGCAUGAUUUAUGUUUCCUGAGAAUCUGUUUCAAAUUUACUGAAAGCAGCAAUUCAGGGUAUCAUCCCACAAUCACAAGAAAUUGAAAUAGAGACAAGGUAGCUAGAUGGCUGCUACUCAACUUAGCUCUUUUUGUCCUUUCCUACUUUGUAUAUGCUGCACUUCACACUCAGAAUUACUGUUCUGGUACAAAGGAUGUGAAUUUUCAUAGCUUUAACUAGUUAUUUAUAAACUGAGAAGUAAAAAAGCAUUCUUCUUUGGCUUAACUAUAAAUAAUAUGAGAAAAGCUUUGAGAAAAUGUGGGUAACUGUGAAUUGUAUUUUUCCACAUAAUAUUCUUUCAAAUACUGGUAAGACUGAUGUAGAAAAAUGUUCCAAAUUUUCAGAGUGGAAACAUGAAAAAUCAGCUUCCUGGAAAAACAUUGAGCAGUUACCUUAAAAUUUUUAGAUGCAAAAUUCAACUUGAAUCAGCCUUUUUUUUUUCCCUUUUAAUUUCUUUUUUUUUUUUUUUUAUGUGACUGAUGUGGCAUCUUAAUAUCUUACACAUGCAUUAUGCUGUGCUUUACGAGAGGUGGGAGGGGAGAAAAAAAAGAAGGUGAAAAGAGAAGUUGCACUUUGCUGUUCAACUGAAGCUACAUCUCUGGUUCCCAGGGCAGGAGACCAGGUAUGGAAAUGGGUUAUAGUUGACCAGUCAGCCCUCCUAAACUUGUUUUCUUCCCCACAGCCACCCUGCCAUGUUUGUCUUUCUGCUUUAGAGACCUGAGCUUGUUUUUGCCACAUACGAUUGCACUGCUAGAUAGGGCUUCUCUUUGCUGCCUUCCCUGAUCUGAUGGGGAAUGUCUUUUAUGUGAUUUAGCUAGGCAGUACCUGGAGAUUCUUUGAAUAAUCCCAGUGUAUGAGCCAGUAUUUUAUACAACUGCUGGAGCAAGUAAUGCCUCUUGAAGUGCAAAGCAUGAAGAAAAGGGGAAGGGGUAGUAAAACCUUUUACUUUAUCACUGCAGUAGUUCUAACUAGGAGGUGAGCUUGUAAAAGUACUGAAAAAAAAUAGAUUAAGAAACUUCCUUAAGGUCUUAAGUUACAUGAGUACAGGUAAAACAAAGGUCAUGUAUGUAUUAAGAUUAGGAAUCUAGAGUGCAGAUAUACAGAGACAGACUGAGGGUGAAAGCUCAAUGUUGUACGUCUCAGGUUUUAAAAAGUUCCCAUGAAGCAUAUGCUGACACAUACCUCAUGUAUAAUUUAGGGUGUGGACAGAGGAGAGGGCAGCCAGCUGUACUUUCUGAGCCAGCUGCAGCAAACUGAUAAGGUCUUCUUAAAGAAUUCUGCUAGGAGGAAGUAGCAGUAAUAGUUGGUGGUUACAAGAUUAUGGGUCAUUGCCGGGAAGCUGGAAGGAUAAACAGUGGAUCAGCAUCCUUGGUAAUGAGAGAACACAACAAAAGAGGUCUUGAAAAACCUCCAAGUUCAAACUACCACCAAGAUGUUAACUAAACAAUGAGUGACUUUCUAGUUAUGCAGUGGCUUUCUUAUGUCAGCAUUAAGCUGUCCCCUGCUAACUGUGAAAGCAGGAGAGGGCAGGAGCAGCUUAGUUGUACCCUUAUGUCCUCCAAGUAAACCUUCAUGUGUCUGACCAGGAUCCAUACUAUAGGUUUAAUGAUGUGAUGUACAGAUGGAUCUCACUAGAUAACUGGACUUACAGCAGGACAUUCAAAACUCCUUUUGACAUCAGGAAGUGGCAGAAAGUGAAUUUGGUUUUUGAGGGAGUGGAUACAGUAGCACAGAUCCUGCUCAACAAUGUCACUCUUGGGAGUACAGACAACAUGUUCAACAGAUAUAGCUUUGAUAUUACCAGCGUGAUCCAGGAGGUCAAUUCUGUUGAAGUCCGUUUCUUGUCAGCCAUUUCCUAUGCAGCAGAGCAGAGCAGGUGUCACAAAGCACACAGCAUCCCCCCAGCGUGCCCUCCACCUGUGCAGAAAGGGGAGUGCCAUGUUAAUUUCAUCAGAAAGGAGCAAUGUUCAUUUAGUUGGGAUUGGGGCCCUUCUUUUCCCACUCAAGGAAUCUGGAAAGACGUUAGGAUUGAGGCCUAUAACCAUUAUCACCUGAUUUACUUUUCUGUAACUCCUUUCUUUGUAAAGAGCGCUCAGCAGUGGUAUCUUGAAGUCGAGUCUAUUUUUGAUGUAGUCAGCUCCAAGCCGAUUGCAGGUCUUGUGACUGUGAACAUUCCCAAGUUACAAACGCAGCAAAUGUUCAGUGUGAAACUUCAACCUGGAGAAGGCAGCAUUGUGCUGCUUGUAAACAUCAACAAGAGUGCUACAGUGGAGGCUUGGUGGCCAAAUGGGCAUGGAAAGCAAACUGGAUACAAUAUGACAACAACUUUUGUGAUGGAGGCAGGAUGCCAGAUUGAGAAGUUUUCAAAGGUUUAUUUUCGGACAGUAGAACUUGUUCAGGAACCUAUUCUUGGCUCACCAGGUCUGAGUUUCUACUUCAGAAUCAAUGGUCGACCCAUUUUUUUUAAGGGCUCAAACUGGGUUCCAGCUGAUUCUUUCCAGGACAGAGUGACCUAUGACACGCUAAGGCUACUCUUGAAGUCUGUGGCAGAUGCUAACAUGAAUGCCCUUCGGGUUUGGGGAGGAGGAAUAUAUGAACAAGAUGAAUUUUACGAUAUUUGUGAUGAAAUAGGAAUAAUGAUUUGGCAGGAUUUUAUGUUUGCAUGUGCGCUAUAUCCAACCAACCAGAAGUAUUUAGAAUCCAUAAGAGCAGAAGUUUCUCAUCAGGUACGACGUUUAAAAUCUCAUCCAUCAAUUAUUCUGUGGAGUGGUAACAAUGAAAACGAAGCAGCAAUUGCAAGCAACUGGUUCUCUAUACCUUAUUCUGACAUAGGAAUCUAUAUCAAGGACUACGUGACCCUUUAUGUGAAGAACAUACGUGAAAUAGUUCUUAGUGAAGAUAAGAGUCGUCCUUUUGUUACAUCCAGUCCCACCAAUGGCUUGGAGUCAGUUAAAGAAGGCUGGCUCUCCCGGGAUCCUUAUGACACCCAUUAUGGUGACACACACUUUUAUGACUACAGCAGUGACUGCUGGAACUGGACAGUGUAUCCUAAAACUCGUUUUGCUUCAGAGUAUGGCUUUCAAUCCUGGCCUUCCUUCAGUACAAUUGAAAAGGUUUCCUCCCCUGAGGACUGGUCCUACACAAGCAAUUUUUCUCUCCAUCGGCAACACCAUGAAGGUGGCAAUAUUCAGAUGCUUCAAGAGAUUGGGCGUCAUUUCAAGCUUCCCCAGAGCCCAGAUCCUGUAAAGAAGUUCAAAGACAUGAUUUACCUCACUCAGGUGAUGCAGGCUCAGUGUAUAAAGACAGAAACUGAAUUCUAUCGUUUUAGUCAAAGUGAAAUAAUCAAUGGAGAAGGACACACAAUGGGAGCUCUGUACUGGCAACUCAAUGACAUUUGGCAGGCUCCUUCGUGGGCUUCCUUGGAGUAUGGUGGUAAGUGGAAACUGCUCCAUUAUUUUGCCCAGAACUUCUUUGCACCACUGCUGCCUGUGGCCUAUGAAGACAAAGGAAUGUUGCACAUUUAUGGUGUCUCAGAUCUUCAUGAGGACCACAAGCUGACAUUGAGGGUUGUCGUGCAUGCCUGGAGCUCUUUGGAGCCUGUAUGCACCCUUGCCAAAGAAGGUGUGACUGUCAAAGCCCAGAGUGCUGUCCCCAUCUACAAGGAGCCCAUCAGCAGCCUUCUGGAAAGAUGCAGAAAUUGUACCAGAAAAAGCUGUAUUAUUACUUUCUGUCUCAUGGGAGAAGAUGGGCUCCGGAGUCCUACAAACCACUACUUCCUUUCAUCACUCAAGGAUGCUGUGGGAUUAGAAAAGACCCAGCUUAGUGCCUCGGUAUCCCAACAAGAUGAUACUUAUAUUUUUGUUCUUCAGACCACUGCAAUUGCGCCUUUUGUUACUCUGGAUGUAGGGAGUAUAAAAGGCAGAUUUAGUGAUAAUGGUUUCCUCAUGACUGAAAAGAAGAAAGUGGUUGUGUUUUAUCCUUGGGAACCUACCAGUGUUGAAGAACUAGAAAGUUCACUAAUCGUGACCUCUCUGCUGGAUGUUGUCUGAGAAUACUUCAUUUCCUUCUAGAUAAAGAGUGAAACAGGAGGAGAAAAAAAAUUAGAAGAAUUUGACUGAAGUUGAAGUGACCUACGCUUUGAGCUGGCUAAAGAACAUACUGUCUGUUCCUGCCAUGUGAAUUUUAACUGCUGGUUCAAUGUAAAGAUACCAACAGCAAAGCUUGCAUAUAAUAUAUGUGGUGUAUUGAAAGCA
Messenger RNA from Cinclus cinclus, 4614 nucleotides. It is a transcript of the gene MANBA, whose product is annotated as mannosidase beta. The record is from RefSeq and is a predicted model, not a curated record. The coding region runs from base 1975 to 4410 and encodes 811 amino acids. The transcript has 17 exons. NCBI's taxonomy places the organism in Eukaryota, Metazoa, Chordata, Aves, Passeriformes, Cinclidae. Gene Ontology annotation, molecular function: beta-mannosidase activity. Gene Ontology annotation, biological process: carbohydrate metabolic process; glycoprotein catabolic process.